Dermacentor silvarum is the source of this 619-nucleotide messenger RNA. Its product is annotated as glycine-rich protein-like. The transcript has 4 exons. The coding region runs from base 161 to 481 and encodes 106 amino acids. The record is from RefSeq and is a predicted model, not a curated record. Lineage: Eukaryota; Metazoa; Arthropoda; Arachnida; Ixodida; Ixodidae.
GCGUCGGCGCACUCCCGAGUCGCAAAAUAGACCGACCCGCGCGUCAAUCGGAGGGGGUUCCAUAGUGUCGUGGACUGCGGCCCAGUAGGUGCCGAGUGUGUAAGCGGAGGAGGAUCACUUGGAAGCCGAGCUCCGAGGUUACACGAAGGAACCGUCCAAGAUGACAAGGAUCUGCAGGACUGUCGCCUCGCUUCUGGUCGUCAUUAGCGCCACCUGGACAGCCGUGCUUGGAGCAGCACUGCAGUACGGCUGGGGCAUGCCUUACUAUGGUUACGGCCUGGGCGGCUUGGGCUACGGCUUGGGCUACGGAAUGUACGGGGGCUUGGGCUACGGCUUGGGCGGCUUGGGUUACGGCUUGGGCUACGGCAUGGGCUAUGGCUUGGGCUACGGCCUGGGCUUCGGACUCGACUACGACUACUACGGCAUGGGUGGUCUGGGAUUGUACGGUGGCUUGGGGAUGUACGGCUUGGGCAAGAAGUGAUCGCUGCCGAGACUACGACGUCAGCGGCAAGGCGAGUGACGUCACGAGCAAGCAUCGUGAAGGGCCCGCAAGGGGGAGAGGCGGGGAAAGGACAGCUCGCCGAGGACGACGCAGCCGGUAUAAAAAAAGUGCGCCUCU